AUGAGCGAAAUGAACGCAGCAGCACCAGUGGAUGAGGUCGUGGAAGCGGAACCCCUCUUUUACGGUCGAUGGAAAGCGGAAGAGGAGCGUUACGCAGAGAUGCUCAUCCAAGAGUUCAGAGGUGGAAAUUUGGACAUUGAAGAUGGCGUUACACUCAGAGGAUAUCUGGCAAAGAUGCUCAAUUGCGCUCCGAAGCGAAUCUCCAAAAAGUUUGAAAGCUCCGGCUACAAUGGACGACAGCAAUACAUUGGCAAGCCAGCUACGUUUACUCCUGAAGAAUCCAAAAAGCGCAGUGAUGAGCUCGAAGCGGCUAGGCUAGAGUUUGAAGCUAGAAGGAAGGGCCUGGCCAAGAAGAAGCCCCGCCGGGCGUACACCAAGGCAUCCAAGCCGUCUGCUACUCUCAAAGCGAAGGCUCCUCCCUCUUCCAACAGCAAGCCGUCCUUUGCUACAGAGAAACCCGCAGCAGCAGCUGCGGAAGACAUGCCCCCCGCCUCGUCCGCGCUUGCCGGGAAUAUGUUUGCACACAACGGCGGUGUUGGCCUUUUCUCGAAUACUUACCUCAAUGGCCUUCCACCGGGAGCUGCAGCAAUGAACUACCUGACGGCAUCCGGGCUUCCCACUUCUGCUUUGUACCCGGCUGCUGGACUCCCUUCCGAGCUCACCGCAGGAUUGUGCCUGUCCGGAUUCGGGGGAAUGGAAUCCACUCCUCUGGGGGCGUCACUCUUGGCGACGAAUCAUCGUCAAGGACUCCCAUCGAGCAACGGCAGAUCCGUGAUCUCCUCCGUAGAAGCGUCCUUGCUGGAUUCCAUUCUCGCCAAUACAGCGACACCUCAAGCUCUGGCGGCGUCUUCCACUUCUGCCAGCCUCUUGGGCAGCAGCAAUCCUGCCAGUUUCCUGCAGCAAUCACGCAUGGAUGCGGCCACGAUGCUAGCGCAAGCGCGCCACGAUGCCGAGCAACGAGCCUUGUUGGCCCAUCAUAUUGCGGAUCAACGCAAGAGACUUCAUUCCGCCCUGUCGGCGGAAACAGGCGUGAACCGCCGUGCAUCGAUUGAUCCACCCGUGCAGGGUGACGGUGCUGCUGCGGAACAACAAGCCAAGCGAUUUCGAUACAUGUAG
Seminavis robusta is the source of this 1116-nucleotide messenger RNA. The record is from the annotation of a GenBank genome assembly. NCBI's taxonomy places the organism in Eukaryota, Bacillariophyta, Bacillariophyceae, Naviculales, Naviculaceae.